Molecule: messenger RNA, 2955 nt
Organism: Momordica charantia (bitter melon)
Lineage: Eukaryota; Viridiplantae; Streptophyta; Magnoliopsida; Cucurbitales; Cucurbitaceae
Product: Pentatricopeptide repeat (PPR) superfamily protein
Molecular function (GO): protein binding
Source: RefSeq, a predicted model, not a curated record
GGUAGUGCGUUGUGGGCUAGUCGAGACUCGGUUGGCCGCAGAAGGCAGGCGGAGCGGAGGCAGCCAUAUUGGGCAUUAAACCCACAGAGCUGAUUGAAUAUUGAUCCUUCUCCUUCACUUAGAGGAAGAAGAAUUAGAUUGUUGCCCACUGUUCAGGUUCGACGGCUCCGGGCAUUCGAAAUUACGAAGCGGCCCAAUCUUGAAAAGAUACAAUUUCACCGCCGCUCCAUGACACGCCCACAACCUGUUUGCGAAAAUGCCUACAAGCAGUACUGCGUUUUUCCGCGUGUGAUUUUCACGACAAGCAUACGGGUACGUGAACAAAUUUCUCCCUUCUUUUCCUUCUUCAUUCAAUUUUGAGGCAAGGGAACAACCCAAUCGCAGUAUGCUUCCUUUUCGUCCUAUACAACUAUUUCACAAGCGUCGAUUCAUUCUCUUCCGGUACAUAUCGUCCAUUUCAUGUCGCGAAGCGGCAUCUGCAUCUAUUUUGAACUACACAAACUCUGAGUUUUUCGAAAAGCCACAUGUUUCCAGUAAUCCUAGCUUUAUCAGAUCUUAUUGUUCUGGAAAGAACCGUGGCAAUAGGUCUAGCGAGUGGACUGAGGAUAUAGAGUAUCUAGAUGAGUCGGGAAGUGUAAUUUUCUCUGGUAAAGGCGUGCGAUCGGUUGAACCUGGUCUCGAUGACCAUGUAAUGGUGGGCGGAAUAAAAAAGCCCUUUCUGAAUGCGUCGGCUGUUGCCAAAAUAGUUGAAGUCGUAAAGAGGUGGAAAUGGGGUCCAGAGUUGGAAUCCCAGCUCGAAAAACUACAAUUCAUUCCAAAUAUGACACACAUCACUCAGGCAUUGAAGAUUAUCGACGAUGCUGAGGCUAAUUUGAGUUUAUUUCGUUGGGCUAAGAGGCAGUCCUGGUAUUCACCAAAUGAUGAGUGCUAUGGAUUGUUGUUUGAUGGGUUGAAUCAGAGUAGAGAUUUUGAUGCGAUUCAGAUGUUGUUUGAUGAAGCUGUUCGUGAUUUAAGCGGUGAUGGUAUUGUGUCAUUCAGUGCAUAUAAUCGUGUGAUUCAGUAUUUGGCUAAAGCUGAGAAAUUGGAAGUGUCUUUCUGUUGUUUUAAGAAGAUUCAUGAUUCAGGUUUCAAAGUUGAUACCCAGACAUACAAUUCACUUAUAACCCUGUUCUUGAACAAGGGUCUGCCUUACAAGGCGUUCGAGAUUUACGAGAGCAUGGAAGGAGCAGGGUGUUCUUUGGAUGCAUCUACCUUUGAGUUGAUGGUACCAAGCUUGGCAAAAUCAGGUCGUCUCGAUGCGGCAAUGAAGCUCUUUCAACAGAUGAAAGAAAGGAACUUUCGCCCCGGCAUUAACGUUUUCACAUCCCUUGUUGAUUCGAUGGGGAAAGCUGGGAGGUUGGACACAUCAAUGAAGAUUUACAUGGAAAUGCAGCUGCUUGAGCUCAGAUUGUCUGCUUCGGUGUUUGUUUCUUUGAUUGAGUCACAUGUGAAGGCUGGGAAGUUGGAAACUGCUCUCAGGCUUUGGGAUGAGAUGAAGAGGGCAGGUUUUAGGCCCAACUUUGGUUUGUACUCGAUAGUUGUUGAGUCACAUGCCAAAUCAGGGAAACUUGAUGUUGCAAUGUCUAUCUUCACCGAAAUGGAGAAAGCUGGAUUUCUUCCCACCCCAUCUACUUAUUGCUGUCUCUUGGAAAUGCACGCUGCAUCGGGACAAGUAGAUCCCGCCAUGAAGCUCUACAACUCUAUGACUAAUGCAGGUUUGAGACUCGGGCUAAGUACGUACACUGCUUUGUUGACACUCCUGGCUAAUAAGAAGCUUAUCGAUGUUGCUGCAAAAGUUUUACUUGAAAUGAAGGCCAUGGGAUUCUCCGUUGACGUGAGCGCAAGUGAUGUAUUGAUGGUAUAUAUCAAGGAAGGUUCUGUCGAUUCUGCUUUGAGGUGGCUUCGGUUCAUGGGUUCGUCAGGGCUGAGAACUAAUAACUUUAUUCUCAGGCAAUUGUUUGAGUCAUGUAUGAAGAAAGGAAUGUAUGAAUCAGCUAAGCCUCUCUUAGAAACUUUUGUAGAUUCUGCUGCAAAAGUUGAUCUCAUACUUUACACAUCCAUUCUGGCCCAUCUUGUAAGGUGUCAAGAAGAGCAGAAUGAGAGAUAUUUGAUGUCCAUCCUCGGUGCUACCAGACAUAAGGCACACUCUUUCUUGUGUGGGCUGUUCACUGGACCAGAACAAAGGAAACAGCCAGUUUUAUCUUUUGUGAGGGAGUUCUUUCAGGGCAUCGACUACGAGCUGGAAGAGAGCAGUGCAAGAUACUUUGUCAACGUCCUCCUCAACUAUCUAAUUCUCAUGGGACAAAUAAAUCGAGCUCGAUGUAUUUGGAAAGUAGCUUAUGAGAAUAAGCUCUUUCCAAAGGCCAUAGUCUUCGAUCAACACAUCGCCUGGUCCCUCGAUGUUAGGAACUUGUCAGUCGGAGCUGCCCUUAUAGCAGUCGUGCACACUCUCCAUCGGUUCAGGAAGCGAAUGUUGUAUUACGGUAUAGUUCCAAGGCGCAUAAAAUUGGUUACAGGACCAACUUUGAAGCUUGUGGUCGCUCAAAUGUUGAGCUCUGUGGAAUCCCCAUUUGAGGUUAGUAAGGUGGUUCUGAGGGCAACAGGAGAAUCUGUGAUGGAGUGGUUCAAAAAACCGAUCGUCCAACAAUUCCUUCUGAAUGAGAUUCCAUCAAGAUCAGAUAUCCUUAUGCACAAGUUGAACACUCUGUUUCCCAGCUCUGCACCUGAAAUUAGAUCUCUUUCCCCUCCCAAACCCCUCAUUUCCAGGAAUUCAGCAUAGCUAUCAACUGCAUUCUUAGAAUAGAGAUUUGGAGACACUCUGUUUUUCUAGACAUGUAAAACAAAAUUUUUGAUGUAUAAUUGAACUGAAAGCAGAAGAAUUGCAAUGAAACCAACUAUACUUGUUGCAAUGUGAAA